Molecule: messenger RNA, 495 nt
Organism: Macrobrachium nipponense
Lineage: Eukaryota; Metazoa; Arthropoda; Malacostraca; Decapoda; Palaemonidae
Product: collagen alpha-2(IV) chain-like
Exons: 1
Coding region: 1-495 (164 amino acids)
Source: RefSeq, a predicted model, not a curated record
AUGGCGGCCUCGCCUACCUUUCCCAGGACCUGUGACGGGCUGCCCGCCCAUCCCGGGACACAGGGCUUGCCCAUCCAGGGACACGGGGCAGGCCUCACCUGCCCAUCCCGGGACCUGUGGCAGGCCUUGCCCGCCCGUCCCAGGACCCGUGGCAGGCCUUGCCCGCCCGUCCCGGGACCCAUGGCGGGCCUCACCAGUCUGUCCCAGGACCUGUGGCAGGCCUUACCCACCUGUCCAAGGACCCGUGGCAGGCCUUGCCUGCCAAUCCCGGGACACACGGCAGGCCUCACCCGCCCAUCAUGGACCCAAGGCAGGCCUCACCCGCCCAUCAUGGACCCAAGGCAGGCCUUGCCCGCCCGUCCCGCGACCCGAGGCAGGCCUUGCCCACCCGUCCCGCGACCCGAGGCAGGCCUCGCCUGCCCAUCAGGCGACCCUAUGCAGGCCUUGCCCGCCCAUCCCAUGACCCGAGGCAGGCCUCGCCUGCCCGUCCCGUGA